Molecule: messenger RNA, 2380 nt
Organism: Peromyscus maniculatus bairdii (prairie deer mouse)
Lineage: Eukaryota; Metazoa; Chordata; Mammalia; Rodentia; Cricetidae
Gene: Slc44a3
Product: solute carrier family 44 member 3
Biological process (GO): transmembrane transport
Cellular component (GO): membrane
Molecular function (GO): transmembrane transporter activity
Source: RefSeq, a predicted model, not a curated record
GCCCUGCCCGCCCUGCCGGGGCCACCUGAGCCGGCUGCUGCACCUCUGGGCCGGUGUGCAUGGCGGCUGCCAAUCCCUGACCUCGCUACCGAGUGUACCAUGCAGUGCCUGGGCGCCGAGUACUUGGUUUCUGAAGAGAAAACACCCAGACAGAGAGAGUGGCGACCCCAGAUUUACAGGAAAUGCACAGAUACGGCGUGGCUAGCUCUGUUCUUUCUCUUUUGGACUGGUUUGGUGUUCAUCAUGGGCUAUUCGGUGGUGGCUGGAGCAGUGGGAAGACUCCUCUUCGGCUAUGACAGCUUCGGCAAUGUGUGUGGCAAGAGGAACUCCCCAGUGGAAGGGGCCCCCCUCUCAGGGCAGGACAUGACUCUCAGAAAACACGUGUUCUUUAUGAAUGCCUGCGAUCUGGACGGCGAGGACAGGUGGCUUGGCCCCACGGCCCUCUGUGUAUCCAGUUGUCCUGAGAAGCAGCUGGACACCCUGGAAGAGGUCCAGCACUUUGCCGACACCAAUGGGUCUUUCCUGUGUGUCUAUAGUUUGAAUUCCUUCAACUAUACUCAGAGUCCAAAUGCAGAUACACUGUGUCCCAGGCUCCCCGUUCCUCCAAGUAAGUCCUUCCCCUUAUUUAACCGGUGCAUCCCUCAGACCCCCGAGUGCUAUUCCUUAUUUGCAUCAGUCUUGAUAAAUGAUGCUGACGCUCUCCAUCGGAUUCUAAGUGGAAUAAUGGCGGGAAGAGACACCAUCCUCGGCUUGUGUGUCUUCACAUUCGCCUUGUCUCUGGCCAUGAUGUUCACUUUCCGAUUCAUCUCCACACUUCUGGUCCACAUCAUCAUUUCGCUGGUUAUUUUGGGAUUGCUAUUUGUCUGCGGAGUCUUAUGGUGGUUGUUUUAUGACUACACCAACGACCUCAGCACAGAAUUGGACACGGAAAGGGAGAACAUGAAGUGCAUGCUGGCCUUUGCCAUCAUCGCUACGGUCACGACGGCGGUUCUCCUCGUCUUGAUCUUCACACUCAGAAGGAGAAUGAAAUCGGCAGUCGAGCUUCUCCAGGUGACAAACAAAGCCAUCAGCCGCUGCCCUUUCCUGCUCUUCCAACCACUGUGGACAUUUGCCAUCCUUGUUUCCUUCUGGGUCCUCUGGGUGGCUGUGCUGCUGAGCCUGGGAACUGCCGGCACUGCCCAGGUGAUGGAAGGCGGCCAAGUGGAAUACAAGCCUCUUUCGGGCAUUCGGUACAUGUGGUGGUACCAUCUAAUUGGCCUCGUGUGGACUAGCGAAUUCAUCCUUGCAUGCCAGCGGCUAACAAUAGCGGGAGCAACCGUCACUUGCUAUUUCAACAGGAAUCAAAAUGACCCUCCUGCCCAUCCAAUCCUUUCGUCUCUCUCCAUACUUUUCUGCUACCAUCAAGGAACUGCGGUGAAAGGGUCAUUUUUAAUCACUGUGACAAGAAUCCCAAGAGUCGUUCUCAUGCACGCGUAUAAUACUCUGAAAGAGCCGCAGCACGGUACGUGGUCAAGAGGUGCGUUCAGAUGCAGCUGCUGUGGGCUCUGGCGUCUCACCAGAUACCUGUACCAUCUCAACCAGAAUGCGUACACCGCAACUGCCAUUAAUGGGACGGAUUUUUGUACAUCAGCGAAAGAUGCACACAAAAUCAUGUCCAAGAAUUCCAGUCAUCUCACGUCUGUUAACUGCUUUGGAAACUUCGUCAUUUUCCUGGGAAAGGUACUGGUGGUGUGCUUCACUGUUUUCGGAGGACUGAUGGCGUUUAACUACAACCGCGCACUCCAGGUGUGGGCCAUCCCCCUGCUCCUAGUCGCCUUUUUUGCCUACCUAGUGGCUCACAGUUUCUUGUCCGUGUUUGAAACUGUGCUGGACAUACUUUUCCUGUGCUUCGCUGUGGAUCUGGAAACAAAUGAUGGAUCGUCAGAGAAACCGUACUUCAUGCACCCUGAAUUUUUGAGUUUUGUGAAACGGGCCAACAGCUUUAACAAUGCACCGUCUCAAGGAUGCAAGGACUCUUUACCAAACGAGGAGGGGACAGAACUUCGGGCCACUGUGAAAUAGGGGCCCAGAGGCUUUUGUACUAGGAGAACCUCCACGUGUUUUGAUCACGCUGUGAUACUGAAACAAUGUCUACAGCUGUUUUCACAGGAACUAGAGCAAGAAAAAUAAUGUUAAAACUAUGUUUGUACGCAUCACUUUAAAGGGCACAAUAUAUCUGGGCACAGUGACAUGCAUCUAUAAUCCCAACAAUUAGGAGGCUUAAGUACAAAGACCACCAGUAUAAGGCCAGCCUGUGUUACCCGGGAGUUUAAAGCCAACUGAAUGCUAUGUAGAGACCUUAUCUCAACAUAAACAAACAAAAAUAAAAAAUAAGAACGGC